Molecule: messenger RNA, 7526 nt
Organism: Prorocentrum cordatum
Lineage: Eukaryota; Dinophyceae; Prorocentrales; Prorocentraceae
Source: the annotation of a GenBank genome assembly
GUCGCCCUGUGCGGGUUGGCGCAGGAGCAGGGCAUCGCCGCUCUACGGGCGUGCCUCGCCGACGCUCGCGGCGAUGAGACACUUCGCUUCACCGAGAUCACUUCUGCCAUGGCACGUCGUGCUGUCGUGUGGGGCGAUUCCUCGGCGUGGGGUGAUAUAAAGGUUGUUCUCCAGACUCGCUUGGCCCCCGGCUCUCGGCCGUUGCCAUCUGAAGUCAUCGCCGUCUGUGCUGCCCAUUUCCGCGACGCAGAUUUCAUCGCUCCCGACCCCAAGGAGGACGCUGUCAUUGUCCAUGGUGGGCUGGACAACGGGUACGGGUCCGCGGAGGAUGGGUGCCACUUCUUGCCGCUGCUCCAUGUCGACGAGUACCGCCUGUUGCCCCCGUGCUCGUCACCGAAAUGGGCCGACAUGGUGGCGGCCGUCGCCGCUCGCAGUGGUGAUCUCGCGCUGGAGUCGCGCGUCCGUGACGGGGGCGACUGCUACUUCUACGCGCUUCUCGUCCUCCUGCAUUUCCGGGGCGUGCUCAUGCUCGCGCCGAGCGGCGUGUCCGCGGCCCCGGGGGGAGCGAGUGCCAGUCUUCGCGCCCCGGACCCCGCGGGCGAGAGCGUCGCCGCAGUGCAGGCCAAAGUCGAAGGGCUCCCAGAGGACGAGGCAUCGAACGCGAUCGAAGAGUUCCUGUUUCCUGACAUCGUCUUCGAGGGUUUUAAGACGAAGGAGGAGGUUUACGAGACAGUGCGCCAGAGGGUCAUGAAGGCGUGGGAGGACACCCGGUCUCACCGCCAGAUUGCCAGCGAGUUGGAUUUCGAUUUGCGCACCAUCGCGCCGAAGCUGUUGGCGGACGCCGUGCACACCGCAGCAAAGGCCCGGGGUCUCUCUGCGGAGGCGCUGCUCUCUGCCGUGGAGCGCAACAUGGGUUUCAUCGAGGCGCCCGGAACAAAGCUGACGCACUUGCGGCAGUCAGGUCAUUACAUUUCCCCUGGCCAGCCCCUCUUGAUCGGCAGCGCGUCCUCCACGCGGAAGUCGGCCUUGAUGCAGUGCACGGACAAGUGGUUGACGCAGGUCCCGGAGGCCUCCCCUGUUUUCAAAGACAAGUUGGUCAUGAACACGGACUGCACCACGAAGAGCAUUCGGAAGCAGCUUGAAGAACACGGCCGGUGCGGCAUCUCCGGCGACGAGGCCGCAAACACGUUCCAGACGCCCUUCAGCGACGUGGAGUCCGGGGUGCACUAUCUCAGCUGCGCGAAGCUUAACACGUGGACGCAGGGCGAGCACGACGGACCGGCGACUGGCAACGGCAAGGUGUCUUUGGACAAUUACAAUUUCAUGCUCAAGUGCGCGGGCCAGACAGAGGUCGUCGAGUUUAUCGUCAUGCCGAAAGUGCACGGGUUCCAGAAGCGCAUGCAGACGGACGUGCGCGCGGACGACGGGGUCGAUUCCGAACAGAGCGACUCCUUCAUCGAGCGUCUGCACGGGUGGAUGCACGAGCAGUGUUCUGAUGUCGCCAGCGUUCUCUCGCUCGACGGCUUCGCCUACACCAUAUACCGUGCUGCGAAGCAGGCUUUUGAUGAUAUCUGUCAGACCGUGCCAAUGCCGCCGGCAUUCAAGACGAAGUUGAAUUUCUUUCACAGCGACUUGCUUCGCGCAACGCACCGGGUGCACCGCGGGAACCAGUUCGCCAGGCUUUUCAUCGCCCGGCAUGCUGCCCAGGGCGACGACGCCCUGGCGUCGCAACCGCCUUUUGAUUCUGCUUGCGAACGUUGUCUUCCCAGUGUGAACGACAUCGCGAUGGGGCUCCGCAAGGUUCUCCGCCAAAUUGAACUUCACUUCGGGUUGCAUCGCUUCCACGUCGCCCACGCUGCCGAGGGCAACCAUCGCUCCGGCGGCGACGGCAGGUGCGCAGGCGGAUCUUCGGCGGCCGUGCUGGCCGCUCCUGACGUCGCGGAGAUAGCGAUGAGGGCCCUCAUGCCGUCCGAGCUGAUGCGGCAGUUCCUGCUCACUCGCGCUCCCAAGGGGCAGAUUUUCACGGAGGCGGAUGCGAGGCAGUGGCUCAGGAAAAAGAGGGACACGUGGUUCAGAACGGACCUGGCAAAGAAGAUCUCCGACGGCUUGACAGCGCUGGUCGCGGCUAAUCUCCUGGACAGGGUCGCGGACUCCGCCGAUGCGGGGGGCUCCACGCAGAGGGCCAAGGCGGCGCAAGGCAAGCGCAAGGGCAACCCCAAGGGCAAGGGCAUGUUCAAGAAGCGGAAGCUCGAGGAGAUCGUUGCGGACGCAGAUGCCACGGAGGAACGGAAGCGCCUGCGGGCGAGCACGAGCGAGUUCGACGCGUGCCGCACUCGACAACGCUACCCAGCCCACUACGAGCUGCUAAUGGAGGUGCUCUCAGAUCAUGACAAGAAGGCUGUCGAGGAUCUGCAGUAUCGGCGUAUCGUCCCUGAGGAUUACGAAUUGCUGUCCGGACUGGGCGCGAGCGUGUCCCGCAGCGCCCGGGAUAUGGACUAUAUCAACAGCGUGCUCGAGCGGUGCAAGGGCGGACGCCCCGGCGAUCUGGCGCCCGCGAAUUGUAGGAUUUGCAUGGAGGAUGUCCCGUGCCGCCACCUACCUUGCAGGCAUUCGUUCUGCUCCGACUGCCUCGUUUCAAGUUGGUCCAAGGUGGACGCGCUCGGCCUGAUUUGCCCUGCGUGCAGGCAAGAUGUGCCGGAAGGGUUGGCGCUCGCGGAGGAGAGAAAGGCCGGCGUCGCCACGGGCGGUUGCACCGAGGGCGCCGCGGGCGCAGGGGGCGCUGCGGAGCAGGGCGUCGGCGCUGCCGCCGCCAGCGCGGCCAGGCCCCUCGAGGGCGCCGCCUGCGCUGGUGCCGCGGGCGCGGGAGGCGUGGCCCAGGCGUCCGAAGAGGGCGACGUUGCGGGGGGGAGUGGCGAAAAGACGGUAUGGCAGUGCGUGGUCGCUACCAUUCUGUCCGAAUCCCCAGACCUCUCCUCGGAAGUCGCGAAGCGCCUCCAAGUGGGGGGCCGUCUCGAGGGCCUCGCCGUGCCUCGGAUGGAGGGCCCGGUGAUGCGGGUGCACGUGAGGAUCGGAGACAAAGUCGGCCGGGUGACGUUGCGGAGCACUUCGGGCAAGGAGCUCGUCUCAGUCUUGGGCGCCGACGGUCAACCUGGCGCUGCCGACGGCCGUGGCGCGCCUGCCCUGGCGCCCGGGGUGCCCUCGGCAAUGACGCAGCAUAUGAUAGUAGAUUCGCAGCAUUUGGAGAUGGCAGUGAAGGGCAUCAAGACUAAGGAGUACCGCGGGUUGAAGACCGAUUACUGGCGACGUCGGUUCCUCCAGGGUGGGCGGGACUGGCACGUCACCCGCGUGAGGAUGAGGGCCGGCCGCGAGAAGUUCAGGCCGGAGGCGGUGUUCGAGAUCGUCAACAAGGAGGUGAUCAAGGUGGCCGACUUGGCCGACGUGUGCUUGCCCGACCGAGGUACGGAGGAGUGGGGCCGGCUGUUCGGCGGGUGCACGGAAGUGCUGGUGUUGCACCUCGGUGGCAUCGUAGAGAACCGCACCGAAUGGCGGCGCGAGGUGGAGGGCGCGCAAGGGGGCACGGUGCUGCGCGCGUUUUCCCCCGAGCGCGCGGGCGCCCAGGACGACGCGGAGGACCAGGAGGGGCAGGGCCGCGUGCUCGUCGGCCAGGGCAUCGGCGCGGAAGAAGAGCAGGCGAAGUGGAGGCUGGCGAGCUCCUUCCUGUCGCGGCGCGGAGGCCUCGUCUGGAACGAGGUGGUGGAGGCAGCACUGGGCGACAAGCAGAAGCUGUUCGACCGCGUCGUGGACUUCCGGGGCAUGCACGCGACGCUGCUCACAAUGUCAAUCGGGGCGCUGAGACAAAUCGGCCAGGCUGCCAUGUUGCACCGGGACGUGAUCCGGGAGAAGAAGCCUGCACUUGUCUACCACCUAAUCCGCUGGCACCGCCAGGCGGCGGUCGAUGGCGCGGCGUCGGCGGCCCUGCCCGCCGAGCCGGCGGCGGAGGAGGCGGAGACGGAGGAGAACCCGUUGGCGGACGCCCCACUCCUGAUCCCGCGCGCCAAAGUGGCGCGGAUCAUCCGCGCCCUGCUGCCGCUGUUGUCGGCGAAGGGGUCCGGCCACGCAGAAGGCGCGCCGCUGAAAAUCACCGAUGAGGCCGUGGGUGCCGUCCACGAGCACCUCGAGUACGUCCUGCGCGCUCUGGUGAGCGACGCUUUCGCUGUGGCCGAGUGGGCGAAUGAAGACCGCGUGAAGAAGAUGUCCGUGACUGCGCUGGCCGUCCGGAUGUCAGCCUCUAUCCAGACGAAGACGUUCGUGGCCAGCAAGCGGAAGCGCAGGCUUGCCAACGUCCUGGAUGACCUUGCGAAGCUCGCGGGGAGUGUUUACGACGGCGAUGCGCCGGUCGACUGGGUUGGUUGCGACGAGCUGUCCGAUUUCUUCUUCAGGAAGUUCAUCUCGGCCGAGAAAAGUGAGAAGAUUCGCGUGCCUGCGGCAGCUUUCAGGGAUAUGCGGUGUUUCACGUUCCACUUCCUCGACGCGUUCAUUUCCCAGGGCGUCGAAUCGGCGCGCCGCUGCGGUAAGAGCACUCUGACCAAGCGGCCGGGGCCCGGGCGCUCGGACUGCCCCCGCAGCUCCGCAAGGGCGCGGCUCUGGGAGGGCGGCGCUGCGGGUGGCAUGUCGAACCAGGAGGCGCACAAGCUGGAGGCGGCAGGCGACGGUCUCAUGGAGCAGGCCGGCAAGAGGUGGAACAAGACCACGAGGGCGUUCGACGCGGUGGCCGGACACGCCGCUUGCCCCGGCGAUGCGAAGUACAAGAAGCAGGCGAAGGAGGAGUACCACGAAGCGAGAAGGAAACGCGUGCAACUUAAAGGAAUGGCAGAGCAGUCCGUGAACAAAGACGGCACCGAUGACGUGAAGAAAGCGAAGGGCCAUCAGGACGCCAUCGACUAUAUCGACGGCAAGAAGAGCGAGUUUCGACAGUUGCAGAUGGACUCCACCGCCAUGUUCCGCGAGGUCGCCCUGUGCGGGUUGGCGCAGGAGCAGGGCAUCGCCGCUCUGCGGGCGUGCCUCGCCGACGCCCGCGGCGACGAGACACUUCGCGCCGCCGAGGUCAGUUCUGCCGUGGCGCGUCGUGCCGUCGUAUGGGGCGAUUCCGCGGCGUGGGAUGACAUGAGGGAUUGUCUCCAGUCUCGGUUGGCCCCCGGGCCCCGGCCGCUGCCAUCCCAAGUCGCGUCCGUGUCUGCCGCCCACUUCCGCGAUUCAGAUUUCACCGUUCCCGACCCGAGGGAAGACGCUGUCCUGGUCCACGGCGGGUUGGAGAACGAUUACGAGUCCGCGGAGGAUGGGUGUCACUUCUUGCCGCUGCUUCACGUCGACGAGCAUGGCCAGUUGCCCCCGUGCCCGUCACCGAAGUGGGCCGACGUGGUGGCGUCCGUCGCUGGUCGCAGCGGCGAUCUCGUGUUGGAGUCGCGCGUCCGCGACGGGGGCGACUGCUACUUCCACGCGCUCCUCGUCCUCCUGCAUUUCCGGGGCGUUCUGCUGCUCGCGCCGGGCGGCGCGUCGGCGGCACCUGGGGGGGGCGGUGCCGGGGUUGCCCCGAGCCCCCCUUCCCCCGCGGGCUCACCAGCCGGCCCAGGUCUAAUCGUUGACGGAUCUCGGAAGAGACCCGAGCUCGCCUCUCAGCCCCCGCCUGAGUCGCCAGUUUCUGCGGAGAAGACGUCGCCUGUGUCAUUCACCUCCUUCAGGAAUGGGGCGCGAUUCGAGGAUUCUCUUGCAGAGAGUGCCAGCUUUCGCGCCCCAGACCCCACGGGCGAGAGUCUUGCCGCAUUGCAGGCUAUAGUCGAAGAGCUCCCGGAGGACGAGGCAUCGAAAGCGAUCGAAGAGUUCUUGUUCCCCGAUAUCGUCUUCGAGGGAUUUAAAACGAAGGAGGAGGUGUACGAGACAGUGCGCCACAGGGUCAUGAGGGCGUGGGAGGACACCCGGCCCCACCGCCAGAUUGCCAGCGAGCUUGAUUUCGAUUUGCGCACCAUCGCGCCGAAGCUGUUGGCGGACGCCGUCCACGCCGCAGGCAAGGCCCGGGGUCUGUCCGCGGAAGCGCUGCUCGCCGCUGUCGAGUGCAACAUGGGUUUCAUCGAGGCGCCUGGAACCACGCUCACGCACUUGCCGUCGUCAGGCCAUUACAUUUCCCCUGGCCAGCCCCUCUUGAUUGGCAGUGCGUCCUCCACGCGGAAGUCACCUUUGAUGCAGUGCACGGAUAAAUGGUUGACGCAGGUCCCGGAGGCCUCCCCUGUUUUCAAAGACAAGUUGGUUAUGGGCACGGACUGCACCACGGAGGGCAUUCGGAAGCAACUCGAAGAACACAGGCGGUGCGGCAUUUCCAGCGACGAGGCCGCCAACACGUUCCUGACGCCCUUCAGCGACCAGGAGUCCGGGGUGCAGUAUCUCAGCUGCGCGAAGCUUAACACGUGGACGCAGAGCGAGUACGACGGACCGGCGACCGGCAACGGCAAGGUGUCUUUGGACAACUACAAUUUCAUGCUCAAGUGCUCGGGCCAGACGGAGGUCGUCGAGUUUAUCGCCAUGCCGAUAGUGCACGGGUUCCAGAAGCGCAUGCAGACGGACGCGCGCGCAGACGACGGGGUCGAUUUCGAACAGAGCGACUCAUUCAUCGAGCGGCUGCACGGAUGGAUGCACGCGCAUUGUUCCGCUGUCGCCAGCGCGCUCUCGCUCGACGGCUACGCCUACACCAUAUACCGUGCUGCGAAGCAGGCUCUGGAUGACAUCUGUCAGACCGUGCCGAUGCCGCAGGUGUUCAAGGCGAAGUUGAAUUUCUUUCACAGCGAUUUGCUUCGCGGAACGCACCGGGUGCACCGCGGGGCCCAGUUCGCCAGGGACUGCAUCGCCCAGCAUGCCGCCCAGGGCGGCGGCGGCGCCCUGCCGCCGCUUCCGCCCCUCGAUGCCGCUCGCUGGCGUCGCCUCCCCAGUGUCGACGACGUCACGAUGGGCCUCCACAAGGUGCUGCGCCAAAUUGAACUUCAUUUCGGGCUGUACCGUUUCCACGCAGCCCAGAAGGCCGCAGCCGCCGAGGGCAAUCAUCGCUCUGGUGCCGACUGCAGGGGCGUUGGCGGAUGUUCGGCGGCCGUUCUGGCAGCUCCCGACGUCGCGGAGGCCGCGGUGAAGGGUCUCACGCCGUCCGAGCUGAUGCGGCAAUUUUUGCUCAUCCGCGCCCCCAAGGGGCAGACUUUCACCGCGGCGGACGCGAGGCAGUGGCUCCGAAACAAGAGGGAUUCGUGGUACAGGACGGACCUGGCCCAGAAGAUAUCCGACGGCCUGGCGGCGCUGGUCGCGGCGCAUCUCGUCGACAGGGUCGCUGGUGUCGCCGACGCGGGGGAGUCCACCUCGAGGGCCGAGGCGGCGCCAGGCAAGCGCACGGUCAACCCCAAGGGCGAGGGCACGUUCAAGAAGCGCAAGCUCGAGGCCAUCUUGGCGGACGCCGACGCCACGGAGGAGCGCAAGCGCUUGCGAGUCAACAC